UUGCCACUCACUAUCGAUCCACACCCUGAUCAUCUUGCUCGCGCCGGUCGUCUCAGAUGAAAAAUUUCCACAUCAGUUCACACUCCAAAUCCUCCGCCCGGUAGCUUCCCGAGAGGAGGGGGAGCGUUUCUUCUGUUCAUCGAAUUAGCAUUUCGUCAAUCGAUCGAUCGGAGCGCGGCGAACAGGGGCGGCGGCAGGAGGAAGAGCGGCGACGAAGUUGGAUGGAAGAGACGACGAUGGAGAUUCGAGGAGAAGGAGGAGGAGGUUUCAUGGAGUUCAUGGUUUAAGAUAAUUCUAGCUGUUUUCUGCUCCAGAGCUGGAUUCUGGAGUCCUGCAAAUUAUAUGAAGGCCGUUUUCUUUGGGUUUUUGCUCAACUAGCUUAAAGUGAUGGCAGGAAAUGUGAGGUUUGAGUCCACAAACUCAGCUAUUCAAGAUGAGUUAGCAUUUGGGGGGAGCUACGGCAAUGGACAGAGGAUAAGCCAGACGAAUGGCAGUGUGGAUAGGUCUGGAAACUAUCGUGAUGGAGGAGAGGGCCGGAUGUUUGGCUUGGGUUCUACUUCAUCCCGAGGCAUUGCUUCGUCCACUGGGGAUCCACCUACAUUAUCUCAGUUUUUAUUGUUGGAUCCUAUAAAAUUGGGAGAGCAAAAGUAUCCUCGUCCAGAAGAGUUAAAAAAGGUUCUCGAGAUGUUAUUUGGGAUGAAUGUAGAAGACAACUCGUUUGGAUCUGCUCGUUUAAAGCAUCCCUUGGCCGUGGAGGAGCUUAAGCGGUUCAGAGCUUGUGUCCUGGAAGCAUCUAAUAAGGCUAGGGUUAGAGCAAGAAGGAUGGAUGAAUCCUGGCACAAAUUGAACAAGUACUGUGAGUCCCAGGUCCAGAAGAAGCAAAUUCGGAAUGAGAUCUUAACUAACGAAAGGCCUGCUGUGCCUAACCUGCUGAAGAAGGGAAGUCAGGUUCAUCGAAAUUCUUCAGAUGCUGUGAAUCAGAGACUUGAAGACAGGGCAAAAAACAACGUUCUUAAUAAGCGGGUUCGAACUUCAGUUGCCGAAUUAAGGGCUGAAGGCCGGACUAACAAUGUUAUGAGGCAGCCUCCUCCCUUGGGGAGAGAUAGAGAUUUGCUUAGGGAUGGAGGUGAAGCUUCUGAUCUAGUUGAAGAAAAAAUUCGCAAACUACCAACUGGAGAAUCAUGGGACAGAAGGAUGAAAAGGAAGCGGUCUGUGGGUACAGUUUUAACUAGACCCUUGGAUGGUGAAGGAGAGCUUAAACGUGUCAUGCUGCAUAAGCUGAAUAAUGAGCCCGGAGUGCAAUCAUCCGAGUCCCAAAGUGUCAGAUCAGGUUCUUCUAGUGGUAUUAGUGGCACAAACAAGUGCGAUGGAAGUUCUUUGCCUAUCAGUUCAAGUGUGCGGAUUAUUCCCAAGGCUGAGCCUGAAAAGAAGCCCACUCUUUAUAGGGAUUCUACUGGUGGACAAGCAAAGGACCGACUACUAGUUAAAGGAAAUAAUAAAUUAAAUGUUCGUGAAGAUAAUCAUGUAGCUGGUCCUUAUUCGCUGGCAAAAGGAAAGGGCUCAAGGGCACCCAGGUCUGGCUCUACUACGGCUGGAAGUUCAUCUCCUAGUCUUUCACGCAUGUCUGGAGCUCUUGAUGGCUGGGAACAACCUCCAAGUGCAAAUAAAUUUCAGUCAGUAAAUGGGGCUAACAAUCGCAAGCGUCCCAUGCCCAGUGGAUCAUCUUCUCCUCCCAUGGCUCAAUGGGUUGGCCAGAGGCCACAGAAAAUAUCCCGUACUAGAAGAUCUAAUCUGCUAUCACCUGUUUCAAAUCAUGAUGAUGUGCAGGGGUCUGAAGGUUCUCCUUCAGAUUUAGGUGGUAGAAUAGCUUCUCCUGUUGCAGGUGGUUCGUUUCUUUCAAGGAACUUGUCUAUUGGUAGUCAUCAAGUUAGGGUGAAACAGGAAGUUGUGUCGUCUCCUGCUAGGUUAUCUGAGAGUGAAGAAUCUGGUGCUGGUGAAAAUCAUGACAGUCAGUUGAAAGAGAAAGGAUCAGUGUGUCGGGAACCAGAAGAAAGAAUGUUGGCUCCUGCUGCUCAGAAUAAUGUUCCUAACAUCUUUCAUUCAGUCAAGAACAAGGUACUUAUCAAGGAAGAAACUGGGGACUCUGGUAGAAGACAGGGAAGAAGCGGUAGAGGUUCAUCAUUUUCGAGGGUUUCUGUUUCACCAGCGAGGGAAAAAUUGGAGACUCCAACUUUGACUAAACCACUUAAAAUUGCAAGGCUCGGUUCUGAGAAAAACGGAAGCAAGUCAGGACGCCCCCCACUGAAAAAGUUAUCUGAUCGUAAGGCCUUCAGCCGAGUUUCACAAACAUCAGUUGGUGGUUCCCCUGAUUGUACAGGUGAAUCGGAUGAUGACCGUGAAGAACUCUUAGAAGCUGCGAAUUAUGCUUGUAACCCAAGCUAUGUUUGCUGUUCUAGUACAUUUUGGUGGAAAGUGGAAUUUUUAUUUGCUUCCCUCAGCCAAGAGGAUGAAUCCUUUUUGAAGCAGCAGAUAAUCCUAGACAAGAAUGAUGAAAGCUUCUCUGAAGUAUUGGACCACGAGAACACAAUUUCGGGUGCUUUUGUGGCAGAGGAGGAUUCAUCACCUCAGGCACUUGGUUCUGGAAGAAAAAACCAAUUCUCGCUUACUGAAAGCGAACCACAAAACAUGGUUAGAAAGGUCGAUCAGGUUGAUGAAGCGGAGGACUUCGUGACUUUAAGUGGAAAAUUAGAAUCAGAAAAGAGAAAAAUCGUUACUCCGCUAUACCAAAGAGUAUUAUCAGCUUUAAUAGUUGAAGAUGAAAUGGAGGAGUUCCAAGAAAGUAGAGGGACAAAUAUGUUUUCACAAUAUGGGGGAGAUGACUUUCCUGAUGUUAUACAUCCCUCUGUUGAUAUUGAGCCUGAAAACUCCAUUGGAAUUGCAUUUGAAUCUGAGUUGGAUCUAAAAACUCAACAAAGGGCUGGUCGUAGAUUUUCUUGCAAUGGAAGCACGACCUUCAAUUUGGGAUCGAGGCGUGACAGUCAGUCCUUUAAUGAUCAAGCAGAUCAUGGAUAUCAACCAUUAAACAAUGGAUACUUCUCCAAGCUUCACGAAAAUGGUCUUGUUGGACCCCUAGGCAUGCAUUUGAAGGAGUCUAAUGUCUCUGUCUUUAAUUGCCAGUAUGAACAGAUGUCUGUGGAGAAUAGACUCAUGCUGGAGCUCCAGAGCAUUGGAUUGUAUCCCGAAACAGUGCCUGAUCUAGCAGAUGGGGAAGAGGAUACAAUAAAUCAAGAAAUUCUUGAAUUAGAGAAGAAACUUAACCAGCAGGUUGUUAAAGCAAAAAUUCAUGGAAACAAAAUAAUCAAAGCAAUCGAGGAAGGCAGAAAAACGGAAGAACGGUCCCGUGAACAGUUGGCGAUGGACCGGCUUGUUCAGUUGGCUUGUUUAAAGCAGUUGGCCACUCGAGGCAGUAGCGCUGCAAAAUUGGGGAUCCCCAAGGUAUCAAAACAAGUUGCUUCAGCUUUCAUGAAAAGAACUCUUGCUAGAUGUCGAAGAUUUGAAGAUACACAAAAAAGUUGCUUCAGUGAGCCUGCACUUCGAGACAUUCUAACUCGACCUUCUAACCGAAUUGAUGCUGAUGUUAUGAAUGGUUCCUUUCCUGGUGAAGCUCAUCAAAAUGGUGUGCAGAAUCAUAAAAGUGGAAGGGGAUUACUUCAUUCUUCCAACCAGGAUUUCACCCGAACGGGGCCAAUAGUGAAUAGAGGGAAGAAGAAAGAAGUGUUACUUGAUGAUGUAGGAAGUGCUUGCAUGAGAGUUGUAUCAACCAUGGGUAACAAUUCAUUAGGUGGAGUUAAGGGGAAACGAAGUGAGAGAGAAAGGGACAAGGAUAUGUCAUCUAGAUUGUGUGUUACCAAAGCUGGGCGUUCAUCUGCUGGGGAUUUUCGGGGUGAGCGUAAAACAAAAACAAAGCCCAAGCAGAAGACAGCUCAGCUAUCUCCUGCAGGAAAUAGAAUAGGCAAGUUAACGGAUGGAACUUAUUCCGAUAACCCUGCUAGUAGGGUGUCCAAUGAAGUUGCAAAUGGUAGCACGAAAAAGGAAUUUACCGUGGUAUUGCCCCUUAAUAAUGCUACCCCUCACCCGUCAAAGGAUCUUAGUGAACGUACAGAUUUCACGAAUCUUCAGUUACAUGAUUUAGAUUCCAUGGAGUUAGGUGUGGGCAAUGAACUUGGUGGCCCUCAAGAUCUCGAUUCUUGGUUGAACAUUGACGAAGAUGGAUUUCAAGAUCAUGAUGCAGUGGGCCUCGACAUACCCAUGGACGACCUCUCUGAGUUAAAUAUGCUUUUAUAGCUAUUGUGUAGUUUCAUUUUUUUCCCCCUUGACUGGAAUUUAGAGCUCUAUACUUUAGUUGGGUGGGGAGCUCUCAUGUGUACCUGUGAACAGAUUGGCAUUUGCUAGCACUGUCAUUCAAUUCUUUCACUUCUUGAGACAGGAGAGCGGGCGAACGAGGUCGUAAUUGUGUAUGUAACCAGAUAACUUAUUUCAUAUGCAAACAAAAGAAUUUUCUCGGAAGAUUUGUCCAUGAUGCAGAGAACAGAAGGUAGGGUAACUAGUUUCGUUCUUUUGACUAUCCCAAGAGCCGAUGCAAGGAUCAGCGGGAUGCCGUAGCUUUAAGAGAGGGGCGGAUACUUGCCAUGAUAUUAAUGAUAUAUUUGCUAGUGAUGCUGAAGAUAUGAAAGCCUUGCCGUUUACCUCUACUGCUUGUCAUAGUGCGAAGUCCCAUACUUGUGUGUACAGGAAAGCUUCUAUCAUUGAAGGACCGAGCCUCCGGACGAAGUACGUGAAGCAUCACGAGGUCCAGUUCCAGCAGGACAGAUAAAUGCAGCUCGAUUCAGAUCUCGAAAACUGCUGUCAUGGGGGAAACAAUUGCCAAAGCCAAAGGCCUUAAAUAAAGGUCCAGAAAACAGUAAGCUUGCUGGUGCUGUCAAUAUGUUGAAAUGUCUUGUAAACUUGUAAAGAGGUAAGCAAUUGCUCCAGGAAAUAUUAUAUUUGUUGGUAGCGAGCAGGAUAAUGGAAGUAGCAGGGACUAAGUUCCUUACUAUGCUUGCUUUCUUUUUGAAGAAUAUCCGUAUGUAGUUUCUUACUUGUAAUCAGUAUCUUAUUUACUAAGUUAUGUUCGGAUUGAUAUUGAUAUCGGUUCGUUUCUUACUU
Messenger RNA from Cucurbita pepo subsp. pepo (vegetable marrow), 5205 nucleotides. RefSeq lists its product as uncharacterized. The record is from RefSeq and is a predicted model, not a curated record. Lineage: Eukaryota; Viridiplantae; Streptophyta; Magnoliopsida; Cucurbitales; Cucurbitaceae.